Talaromyces stipitatus ATCC 10500 is the source of this 462-nucleotide messenger RNA. RefSeq lists its product as uncharacterized. The record is from RefSeq and is a predicted model, not a curated record. The transcript has 2 exons. Lineage: Eukaryota; Fungi; Ascomycota; Eurotiomycetes; Eurotiales; Trichocomaceae. The coding region runs from base 1 to 360 and encodes 119 amino acids.
AUGGAUUUCCACGCUCGCAUUUCGUCUCCUCAGGCAAUCGUUCUGGUGCAGGGAGUCUCCCUCGGUCCGAUGAAGCUUCCAAGCGACCAUAUUGCGCAGGUUGCUCAUAUCAUCUAUAGCGACGGGGGCUCUAAGGUUUCAAGCGAUCGGGAUUUUAUCUACCAACAUCCGUGCGUUGCUAGACUUGCCAAAGCCGUGAGAGAGGGAUUCCAAACUCAAGCCGCAGCAUCAAUGGACAGUAGUCUCCUCGAACGGUUCAUCGACACGUACUCCCAGCAGCGGCAGCAGCAACCCAACGUGUACGGCGACAGCGACAUCGCGACCGUCCUCCUAACCGGAGGCACAGGUAGCCUCGGAUGAGCAACAAAGUGUCUCUUCUCACUGAGACUCGGAAAUAUUUUCACAGUAUGAUGAUGCGUGCGUUAUUUGACAUUCUGAUCUUCAGUCUUAGCCCUUGAGGGG